Molecule: messenger RNA, 936 nt
Organism: Chelonia mydas (Green sea turtle)
Lineage: Eukaryota; Metazoa; Chordata; Testudines; Cheloniidae
Product: olfactory receptor 14A16-like
Exons: 1
Coding region: 1-936 (311 amino acids)
Biological process (GO): G protein-coupled receptor signaling pathway
Cellular component (GO): membrane
Molecular function (GO): olfactory receptor activity; G protein-coupled receptor activity
Source: RefSeq, a predicted model, not a curated record
AUGUCCAACCGAACCACUGUGACCGCAUUCCUUCUCCUGGGAUUCUCUGAUGUUCCAGAGGUGCAGAUUUUAUACUUCAUAUUGCUCUUAGUAAUUUAUCUGGCAGCACUGAUGGAGAAUCUUCUUAUCAUCACAGCCAUAGCACUUGACCACCAGCUUCACACUCCCAUGUACUUCUUCUUGAUGAAUCUGUCUGUUGUAGAUCUUGGCUCCAUCUCUGUCAAUAUCCCCAAAUCAAUGGCUAAUUCCCUAACCCACACUAGGUCAAUUUCCUAUGCUGGAUGUGUCGUCCAGGUUUUUUUCCUUGUCUUCUUGAUAGGAACAAAUGUUUUCCUUCUCACUGUCAUGGCGUAUGACCGGUAUGUUGCCAUCUGCCAACCACUGCACUAUCAGAGAGUGAUGAACAGGAGAGCUUGUGUCCAAAUGGCAGCCAGUGCCUGGAUCUGUGGUAGUCUCAGUUCUGCACUGCACACCUGGAACACAUUUGUGUUAACCUUCUGUGGAGGCAACAUGGUGGAUCAGUUCUUCUGUGAAAUCCCGAAGCUACUAAAGCUCACCUGCCCUGACUCAUACCUCAGUGAAGUUCAGGUUCUCACCUUUAGUGCAUCCUUAGGCUUAAGCUGCUUUGUUUUAAUAACUUUUUCUUAUGUUCAGAUCUUCAAAACAGUGCUGAGAAUCGCCCCUGAGCAAGGACGCCAUAAAGCCUUCUCUACCUGUCUUUCUCACCUCAUUGUGAUCUCUUUAUUUGUUUUCACUUGCAUCUUUGCCUACCUGAAACCCACCUCUAGUUCUACAUCGGAUCUGGAUCUCGUGGUGGCUCUUCUCUACUCCAUGUUACCGCCAGUGAUGAAUCCAGUUAUCUAUAGCAUGAGGAACAAGGAGAUCAAAGCUUCAUUGAGGAGACUGACUGGGUGGAUGUUAUUCACCAAGAUUUAA